Messenger RNA from Serinus canaria (Common canary), 3186 nucleotides. RefSeq names its product gamma-aminobutyric acid type A receptor subunit pi (gene GABRP). NCBI's taxonomy places the organism in Eukaryota, Metazoa, Chordata, Aves, Passeriformes, Fringillidae. Gene Ontology annotation, cellular component: membrane; neuron projection; GABA-A receptor complex. Gene Ontology annotation, molecular function: extracellular ligand-gated monoatomic ion channel activity; GABA-A receptor activity; neurotransmitter receptor activity. The record is from RefSeq and is a predicted model, not a curated record. The transcript has 9 exons. Gene Ontology annotation, biological process: chemical synaptic transmission; monoatomic ion transmembrane transport; signal transduction.
GAGCAAAUACAGAAACAAUCUCCAGACAUGUUCUGCAGAUAUUUUUCCUUUUUCGGUCUGUGUCUUUUCCUUUCAACCCAAAGGAGCUCUCUGGGUCAUGGAUCCAGCUUGCAUGGCAGGGACACGAUGUUCGUCACUGGAUUUGAGAACCUCACCAUGGGGUACAACAAAUACCUCCGGCCCUACUUUGGUGGAGAACCUGUACAGAUUGCAAUGAGUUUGGACAUUGCAAGUAUUUCUAGUAUACCUGAGAGUGACAUGGAUUACACAGCCACCAUCUCCCUGCGGCAGCGCUGGACAGACCCUCGGCUGGUCUUCCAUGGCAACAAGAGCUUCACACUGGAUGCUCGCCUGGUGGACUUGCUCUGGGUGCCAGACACCUACAUUGUGGAGUUGAAAAGGUCCUUCCUGCACGACGUCACCGUGGGCAACUGCCUCGUCAGGCUGUUCUCUAAUGGCACUGUCUUGUAUGCCUUAAGAAUCACUACUACUGUUGCCUGUAACAUGGACCUGUCAAAAUACCCUAUGGACACCCAAACAUGCUGACUGCAGCUAGAAAGCUGGGGCUACGAUGAGAAUGAUGUCACCUUCACCUGGCUGUGGGGAAACAGCUCCGUGCAUGGCAUGGAGAAGCUGCGGCUCUCCCAGUACACGGUGGAGCGCUACCACACCCUGGUCUCCAGGUCACAGCAGGAGACAGGCAGUUACCCACGACUGAUAUUACAGUUUGAGCUGAGAAGAAACUUCCUUUACUUCAUUUUGGAGACCUAUGUGCCCUCCACUCUGCUUGUCAUGUUGUCCUGGGUUUCUUUUUGGAUCACACUGGACUCAGUGCCUGCAAGAACCUGCAUCGGAGUUACAGCAGUGCUUUCAAUGACAACUCUGAUGAUCGGCUCACGAAGUUCACUUUCAAAAACCAACUGUUUCAUUAAGGCCAUCGAUGUUUAUCUUGGCAUCUGCUUCAGCUUCAUCUUUGGUGCCCUGGUGGAGUAUGCAGUGGCUCACUACAGCUCCUCACAGAAGCAUGCAGCUAAGGCACCAGAAGAGGGGCCUGCAAAUGAACUGACUGAAGAAAUUGAAGAAGUUAACAUCACCAACAUCCUCAAAAAUUUUAUCACCAGCUAUAAACAAAAAGUCAACUUCACAAGCAUUGAGAUUUCCAGCAAUAAUGUUAACUGCAGUGACUUGACCAUGAAAAGUCAUGAGAAAAUCAAAUGUGUCUUGAGGAACAAAAUGCACAGGAUCAUUGGUUAUUUCACAAUUCAGAACCCUGGCAAUGUGGACCACUACUCCAAAUUGCUUUUCUCUUUGUUUUUCAUGGUGGUCAAUGUGUUUUACUGGGCUUAUUAUCUAUAUUUUUAGUAGAAAUUAGUUGCUUCAUUCUCCUACUUCAGCAGGAAAGCAAUUGUGCCAGUGGGCAUCCAGGUACCUAACCUCAGUGAAUUCAAUGUGGACAGAAAGCUUCCUUGUGUUUCCUGAGGUACCCAGCAGAAGUGUGUGAGGUGUGCUUGCAUCAGCAGCACUGACUCUGACAGCAGCUGUUCAGCUGAGUGGCUUGCUGGGCUCUUCUGCUCAUAGCUGCAUUUCAUUCCACACCUUACCUGUCUGGAGAUGGGUGUGCAGGACUGUGCUGGCGGCUGCAGAGCGCUACAGGUGGCAGAAUUAUUUUGGUAGCUUGGAGCAGGUUGGAACCUUCAAGAUGGGAUGUCCCAGAGGAUGAAUUAAGAUCAUGACUGUUAUUCUUUGUUUGCCAGAGAGAGCAGAGGGACUGUGAUUGCUGCCUCAAUACCUGCUCUGUUGCAGUGAGGGCCCUGAGGCAGCAGCAGGAGCUCAGUGCAGUGCAGCACAGUGGGAUGCUCCUGUGCAUGGUGCUGCUUUGUCCUGGAUGGUGCAGUGCCAGGAUGGUGAUUUGGUACUGCACAGUGGUGCCUGACCUCUUUUAAUCUGUAACGCAAUGAGAUAACCCUCACUCGCUGAAGUUCUCCAUUCCUGAGACAGAUGGAGGGUUGUUAUUUGUUGAGCUGCAUUUUUUCAGAGAUUUGGGAACAUGAAAUAGAGGCAGCAAAAUCAUUUUGUAACCCAUCUCUUAUACUCUUCCUGCUGUACUGCACGUGAACAGAUUCUACCACUUUCCAUGUCUUGCCUCACAAAUUAUUUUUUGUCCUGGAGAAUGUUUCCUUCAGCCUUCACUGCUACAAGCAGCUCUCACUCCUUGCCAGCCAUAGGCACAAAUAGCCAUUUGUCAUCCCCUCCUUUACGUGGCUGUGCAGCUGUGGCAAGUCAGCAGUGCUGCUGGGUGUAAAACAUGCAUGGGUUGGGGUAGGCUAGUCUAAAUCACCCUUUUGCUCUCACACUUUCACUUUUAGAUGGAAACACUGUUACUUUUUUGAGAAAGAUCACAUUCUAAGUGGACUCUGGAAACUACCUAAAGUCAGCUUUGUUUAUCCUGCAAUCAGCAGAAGCCAAAAUUUUCUUUUAAAGAUAAAUGAAAUGCAGCCACACAGUUUCAUUAAAGAACCAAAUGCUAUUUGUUACUGUGUAGCUUAAGAAUACUAGAAGUCUUUAUUUGCUGAUUGUAAAACAAACAUUUUAUGGCAGAUUCGUCCGCCUGGCGCCCUUUUUGGUCUGUGCUGCUUUUAUCACUGAGAGGGGGCAAUCCUGCAGUUAUGUGGGCAGAAUUGGAAUUGCCUGCAGCGGCUCCAUUCAGCAGAGUUGUGGCUGGGUGAGGCCUCUCAGGUUGUAGCUUAUGUUAGAGUCUCAGCAUGCAGUGCUUGCUUAGCUUAAGGAUCUCUUCUUGGGGGUUCCUAGAGAAGGUGAACAGAGCACGUGAAACUAUAAAUUUUUUACUUUAAUAACGUUUUAUUGAACCACUUUACAACACUGUAGUUUGAGGGAUCUAAUCCACAUAUUCAUAAAUCAUCACUUUAACAAAGAGCAGCACAAGCAGACAGAGUGGAACAGGCUGACAAUGGCAAGUGGAUAAACACAAACUCCAAUAAUGAAGUGUUGGCUUGUAUAUACUGGCAUUUGAAGUCCAUUCCAUAAAAUGUAAUAAAGUGAAUGUUUGUGAUAUGAACACAACCCCUCAGAGAGAUUCUCUACUAAAAAAAAAAAAUCAUUAUCUCUUCUCUGUAUUGGUUUCUUUGUUUAAAACCCAACUAAAAUGCCCUUAUGUGUUUUACACUA